Messenger RNA from Caenorhabditis remanei, 1818 nucleotides. RefSeq lists its product as uncharacterized. The record is from RefSeq and is a predicted model, not a curated record. NCBI's taxonomy places the organism in Eukaryota, Metazoa, Nematoda, Chromadorea, Rhabditida, Rhabditidae. The coding region runs from base 1 to 1818 and encodes 605 amino acids. Gene Ontology annotation, molecular function: protein binding. The transcript is spliced from 6 exons. Gene Ontology annotation, biological process: embryo development.
AUGUUCGACAUGAGAAAAAAAGUGAAACCAAUGCAACUGUUUGGAAUAGGCAGUAUGAUUUCACUUUGUCGGUGGAAGAACUCUCAAUAUGAUAGCUCAAAAUAUGAAUACGAGAGCAGUCAGGAGCAGACAACAGUCGCCAAAGCAGUUCAUUCCUACUUGUACCAAUUCUUCGGAUCCCAUGCCGUCUAUCAAGUGUUCUCUUGCAUACGGCCACCAAGUUUGGAAAAAAUUGACAGAACUCACAUAAGAGUUCCUGAAAACACGACAGCGGAAGAGUUGGAAGCAUGUUUCACCGCUUCUCCGAAUCAAGAAUUCAUUCAACUCAAUGGCUAUUUUAACGGAAAUUUAUGUCCAAACUCCGCAAUUCUUGGAGCUGAACACUUGACAGUCAUUUCCAAUAAAGGUCAUGGAGAUGAGAUUCUUCUUGGUUUUAGAGGAAAACGGCUUGAAUGUAGUGGCCCUUUCCAUGAUGCCACUAUUGUUCAAUUCCUAAACGAAUGGAAAUCAAACCGAGGAUUCCAUAACCUGGAGUCUCUUAUAAUAAACUCUUCUGAUUAUAAAAACUACGACCGUGGAGAUAUUAUAAAAAAUAUGGACGUCAAACAGCUUGAUCGACCAGAAGAUAUUCUUCAAAUCACUUGGGAAAUGAGCCAUUCAUGCUCCUAUUCGAUGUUUUCAACUGUUCCUCCAAAGUCGACGCCGUCUGGUUUUAGGUCUCGGGACUAUUUGAUUAGAGACGAGGUAACCAUGAAACUCUUGAAGUUUCCAUCCCUUGUCCUGCAGAACAUAUUUGGACUCAUCGAGCUUCAUAAUCUUCUAGUUCUAUCAUUCUGCUCCAAACGAACAAGAUACUUGAUUCAAUCUCUACAAAGAUAUCAAUGGAUGAACAUCAAAUUUGUGAGAUAUACUUUCGAAUGGGAAGACAAAAUCUGGGUUUGGGUUAGAUUAGGAAAUAAAUUCGAGGGCUUCUCUUUAUCACCAACUACACUGGAAGAGACAGUCAUUACUCCGAUGGAGGUGUUUGGAAUGGGACCAGAGGUUCCUAUCUGUUUCCAUUCGGAAGGAAACUAUAUCUACGACAAAGAUCAGAAGCACCUAGUUGUCCAUGGAAUUCAUGACUAUCUGUAUCAAUUUUUUGGAUCGUCAUCAAUCGAUUAUGAGAUCAAAACUGAAAAUGAACUUCCACCAAGUCUGAAAAACAUCCACAAAACUAGUAUCAAAGUACCAGAAAACACGACAGCCGAAGAGUUGGAAGCAUGUUUCGCCGCUUCUCCAAACCAGGAAUACAUUGAAAUUGAUGGAAAUUUUGAUGGAAAUCUCAGUGCGAACUCUGUGAUUUAUGGAGCUAAACACUUGAGAGUCUUUUUCGAAGGAGACCAUGGAGAUGAGAUUCUACUUCGCUUUAAAGGUAUCCGUCUUCAAUUUCAUUCAGCGAAUUUUCAUGAUUCUACCAUCUGUCAAUUUCUGAAAGAAUGGAAGUCAAACCAAGGAUUUCAAAACUUAAAGUCCCUUAUGAUAAACUCUUCUGAUUAUAAAAACUACGACGCUGCUGAACUUUUGGAGGAUAUAGAUGUCAGACAACUUGAUCAUCCAGAUUAUAUUCUUCAUAUCAAUUGGCGAAUGAGCAUCUCAUUUCCCUCUGCUAUGAUGGUCGGAUGUUUUCCUCUGAAGUCGUUUCCAUCAAGUUUUGAGUCUCGUGACUACUUGAUAAGAGACGAUGAUGGAGAAAAAGCUUCUGUAUUCAUAGAGGAUGAUGAUGUUCGUAUCGCUCUCUGGAAUGGGAAUUCGUGUGAAAUGGAAAACCUAAAUAGUUGA